This is a messenger RNA of Cynoglossus semilaevis (tongue sole), 5276 nucleotides long. It is a transcript of the gene itga5, whose product is annotated as integrin, alpha 5 (fibronectin receptor, alpha polypeptide). Gene Ontology annotation, cellular component: integrin complex; external side of plasma membrane. The transcript has 35 exons. Gene Ontology annotation, molecular function: integrin binding. The coding region runs from base 1028 to 4141 and encodes 1037 amino acids. Lineage: Eukaryota; Metazoa; Chordata; Actinopteri; Pleuronectiformes; Cynoglossidae. The record is from RefSeq and is a predicted model, not a curated record. Gene Ontology annotation, biological process: angiogenesis; integrin-mediated signaling pathway; cell-matrix adhesion.
AACUGGUGUACCCCGCACUUCACAUGCUACCUGAAAUAAGGCAGAAAAUAUAGACGCCUUCUGUGGAGGGUUCAUUGUGGGUCCUCAGGAAAGACAACUCAGAUAUUCUUCUUUUGGAGGAAGGAAGCAGGAAACAAUGUGCAGAAAAGGUCAGCACAAGUACAAAGACCACAUUUAGUGUUUACAUCCUGACUUUUAACUGAUUCGUUCUUCACUGCUUAAUCAUCCUCAGGGCCAUGUGGUGAGUUGGACCCAAUCCCAGCAGUCAACGGGCAACGUUCGCCAGUCCAUCUCUGGGCCACAUACAGAGACAAACAACCGUUAACACCUCUGGUAAAUAAGACGUGUCAUUAAACCAUUCGUUUUCUACAUCUAACCCCUUUCAAGGUUGCGGUGGAUUCCACUUAAAGUACGAGCAAACAAGAGCACGAACAAGAAGCAGAGAGAGAGGACCCCGCUGUGUGAUAGCAUCUCGAUUAGCCGGAUUUGCAAAUUAGACCAAUGAGCCUUCGCUAUGGGCUGGCUUUAGCCCGUUUUCUACCGGACCACAGAGGUAGAUUGAGUUUGUCCAGGAGCGACAUGUCAGUAGGCAUGUGGGCGUGGCACUUACCGGACAUUACAUUGUAGAGGCUAGGAUGUCAGCGAAGAAAGGUGGUUAUAAACUGGCAUCAUCUGAAAGCGCCAAAUAAGGAAACAGAACACAAAGAAACUGUGGCAACACGGCCCAGUGAAUCCCCACAGAACCAAAAAGCAGCUGUGUCCACAGUUGAAUGAAAUAUGUUGUCUUCCACUGUCUGCUGGUCCCCAAAGACAUGUCCUUCAUCGCCGCAUCCCAGAUCCUCUAUAACUGCUGCUCUGACAUAACAUACAUCAGGAAGGGGCAUCCUGGAUCCUGGACAUGAAAGAAAGUGGAAAAAACCAUCAACACAGGUGGCAGUGUCACUGCAGAGCAUCACUGCAGUAAAUCUAAGAGUGCGGGACAGUCAGCGGGGGGGCUAAACUGGCCCAUGUGACUAAAUAACCUCCCAUGGCCACUGUGUAUUCAGAUUCUCAAACCACCCAGAAUCAGGCGUUCAACCUGGACGUGGAGAAUCCAACGGUUUACGACGGACCUCAGGGAAGCUACUUCGGAUAUGCGGUUGACUUUUAUCUGGCAGAUUCAGCCAGCAGUGCGAGUGUGGUGAUAGGAGCUCCUAAGGCCAACACCAGUCAGGUCAAUGUUGCAGAGGGUGGAUCUGUGUUCUACUGCCCGUGGAGUACCAGACACUCAGACUGUCACACCAUUGAGUUUGACUCAGAAGGGGAUCGCACUGUUUCACUCAACAACACAGAACAUCAGGUUGAUUUUAAGUCUCACCAAUGGUUCGGCGCCACCGUACGUUCCCACGGUGACACGAUUCUGGCUUGCGCUCCUCUUUACUCUUGGCGGACUGAAAAAGACGUUGCCCACAUGGACCCUACAGGAACCUGCUACCUCUCAGUGCAUAACUUCACCAAAUUUGUAGAGUAUGCCCCCUGUCGCACAGAAAUCAGCGAGGCCGGGGGACAGGGGUACUGUCAGGGAGGAUUUAGUGCUGACUUCACAACGGAUGGGAAGGUUGUUCUGGGAGGACCAGGCAGCUACUUUUGGCAAGGUCAGGUGAUCUCCGCGGCCAAGGAGAACAUCAUCAAAGCCUACUACCCGGGGUACUUCAUGCAGUCUGUCAAGGACCUGAUCCAGACCAAACAAGUCCAAGUUGCAUAUGACGACAGCUACCAAGGAUACUCCGUCGCUGUUGGGGAAUUCAGCGGUGAUCAGUCAGAAGAUUUCGUGGCCGGCGUUCCAAAAGGCCUCAAGCUUCGGGGUUUGGUGUCCAUACUGAACGGUACAGACCUGAAGAUCAUGAUAAACUUCACUGGUGAGCAGAUGGGAUCAUAUUUCGGCUACGCAGUGGCGACUGCUGACAUCAACAGCGACGGCCUGACUGACGUGCUGGUGGGCGCUCCCAUGUUAAUGGUCAAAGGCUCCGACGGCCGUCUGGCCGAGAUGGGCCGGGUGUAUGUUUACCUACAGCGUAGCCCCCUGAACCUGGAGCUACGGCUACCUCAUUUGACCGGCAACCAGGCGUUUGGAAGAUUUGGCAGCACCAUUGCUCCACUGGGAGAUCUGGACAAAGACGGAUAUAACGAUGUGGCCAUCAGCUGUCCAUUUGGAGGAGACGACCGUCAGGGGCUGGUCUACAUCUACAAUGGUUUCUCAGAUGGACUCAGGGAUAAACCAUCUCAGGUGAUCGUCGGUCAGUGGGCUUCUGGGACCAUACCGCCCAGUUUUGGGUUUUCACUCAGAGGUGCCGAGGACCUGGACAUGAACGGAUACCCAGAUCUCAUCGUUGGUGCCUUUGGUGCCGAUAAAGCCGUUCUCUACAGAUCCCGUCCGAUAGUCAACACCACUGCCUCUCUGACGGUUUACCCAACCAUGAUCAACCCCGAGGAGAGGAACUGCAUGGUCCCCAGUGGCAACGCCAGCAUUCCUGUUUCCUGCGUCAACCUGAGUUUUUGCAUAUUUGCAGAUGGGAAGCACCUACAGGACGUUCUAGACUUCCAGGUAGAAGUGCAGCUCGACAGUCACAAGCACAAGCAGAAAGGUGCUGUGAGGAGGGCUCUGUUCUUGGAUUCCCAGCAGCCUUUGCUCCAGGGCAGGGUGAAGGUUCGCCAUGGCGAGCGCGUGUGCAACCACACAAAGAUCUUCCUGAGGGACGAGAAGGAAUUCCGAGACAAACUCUCCUCCAUUUUUGUGGCCUUUAACUACAGCCUGGACCCAGAGGCGGCGGCCGACAGGCACGGCCUACGACCCGUCCUCAACUACCAGACUGCCACGCUGAUAGAGCAAAAAGCCCAGAUCCUGUUGGACUGCGGAGAGGAUAAUGUCUGUGUUCCUGAUUUGAAGCUGGCUGUUCACGGCGACAGGAAGGAAGUCUACCUGGGUGACGACAACUCGUUGACACUAACCUUUAACGCCAGAAACGAGGGUGAGGGAGGGGCGUACGAAGCAGAGCUGCACGUGGUGCUGCCCCCUGAAGCUGAUUACAGCGGCAUUGCUCGUAAUAAUGAGAGCUUGACACAGCUGACCUGCAGCUAUGAGACGGAGAACCAGACUCGAUACCUCAGCUGUGACUUGGGAAACCCAAUGAAGUCUGGCACCAGUUUGUGGGCCGGCCUACGUUUCACCGUGCCACGGCUGAAGGACACGUACAAAACCGUCCAGUUUGAACUUCAGAUUCGCAGCAAAAAUGAGAAUAACUCCCACAGUGAGGUUGUGCCCUACAGGCUGGAGGUGGUCGUCCAGGCUGAUGUCAUCCUGCAGGGGGUGUCUCGACCAGAUAAGGUUUUCUUUCCGCCUGCCAACUGGAAAGUGACCAAAAACUACGAAGUGGAGCAGGACGUCGGGCCUGCAGUGGAACACGUCUAUGAGUUGGUGAACAACGGACCCAGCAGGAUCAGCCACACCCUGCUGGAGCUGCGCUGCCCCUUCAGUGUCCAGGACCUGACCAUCCUCUACCCUCUGGAGUUCUCCACAGAAGGACUGAUUAACUGUACCUCUGACAAGUACAUGAACCACCUACACCUCAAGCUCCAGCGCACUUCGACAGAACCACCAAUUCUGGCUCUGAAGGCCCAGGAGCACCCCCUGGUGAGGACAGACGUUCACAAGAGUCAGCUGGCUCAGCUGACCAACCUGUCCUGCUCUAACGUGGAGUGCUGGACGCUCCAGUGCCAAGUCGGACUUCUGGAGCGGGGGACCACGGCGAUCCUCAAAGUACGGUCCCGCGUCUGGGCUGAAACCUUCACUGAGAGACCAUAUAAGAACCACUUGUUGGAGUGCAUGGCCAGAUACAGUGUGGAGAAGACGCCCUACGCCAUCUUACCAAAAUAUUACCCCAGUGGCCACAAAAAGGUCGUGACCCCAGUGGUGUGGAACAAACCAGAUAUUGAGAACUCUGUUCCUCUGUGGAUCAUCAUCCUGGCCAUCCUGGCUGGUUUACUGCUCCUGGCUCUGCUCAUCUAUGUUCUAUAUAAGAUUGGCUUCUUCAAGCGAUCGUUACCGUACGGCACGGCCAUGGAGAAGGCCCAGCUGAAACCACAGGCCGCCUCAGAGGCCUAACAGUUGACCAGAGUUACCUGAACCACGUUACCUGGCUGUAGGAUUGCAACAAAAAACCCACAACGGAACCUGAAGGGUGGAUCUGAAAGCAGUUGAAUUAAAAAGAGAGAGAGAGAGAGAGAGAGACCACUGGAACUCCACUGUGCUGCACUAGAAGAAGACGGAGAAAAACAACACAAAGAUCUUCUGUCCAAAUGAAUGUUUUUACUUUUAUUUUAUGUUGGUUAGAAGGUUGGGAUUUUUUUUUUUUUUUUACCAAAUAUGUAAUUUAGCCUCAGGGCUAAAACAAGGACGUAUGAUUAGGAAAGUCAGUUUAACUGCCUCGUGCGGGUGCUAAAAUUACUUUAAAUGUUGCUAAUGUUCACUGACUCAGACAGAAUAUGGCGACACGUAGCUUGUGGUCUUGUUUCUGAGGCUUUGAAGGUUGAUUGUCCAAAAAGUAAACACAAAUUCUUUGCCAGAGAGUCAGAUCAAAAUCACUAACAAAAAAACAACCCUUAAAUGACCCAAAUCCAAGUCCUGAUCUGUCUGAGGUUUUUUUCUAAAUAUUGCCCCCUGCUGGGCUGACGCAGCCUGCAGAAUCGAACAGAAAAAGCGGGUAUUAAGAUACAUAAACAGGUGUUUGACGAGAUCGAUCUCUCUCUGCCUCGAAGCGGUGGACAGCGCUGGGUGGAGUCGUUGGUUUUUGCACUCAGAGGAAAUCUACUGAUUUAAAGACAGCAGAGACUCACUGUUUGAUCUUCCUUUGAGUUUUUUUUUGUUUUGUUUUGAUUUUGACUCCUACUGAUCACUUUAAAAAAAACAAAGACAAAAAAAAAGGUUUGACAUUGCCGUUGCUGUUGAGUCGACUGGGAUGGGGACUGGAACAACCACAGAGAUGUAGCAAAAUCGAGCUGUUUUCUGCUUCGGAGUAUUUUAGUUUUUUUACUGUCUCUCCUCCACCUCGUCCUCAGUUCGGGUUGAGGUCACAGGCCACCAGAUGAUGGCGUGAUUGCGCCUGACGCGAAGACAAUCAGCAGUAUCGUAGCUUGGACAGAUCAUCGUCCAUUUUCUACAGUCUGUGUGUUACUGUGAGACACUGUUGUUUGUCAUCCCACUACCACAAAGGCUACAGGGACUGAAAGUCUGUUGUUUU